CCAAGCGGCGAAAAGAGAGCGAGCCCGCGGCGCGAUGAGCGGCCACCAGCCCGGCUGUCACCUAAACGGUUUUGACAAUGAAGCGUCCUGCAAAAAACGAGAGGAUUACUUGGAAUGGCCUGAAUAUUUUAUGGCAGUAGCAUUUUUGGCAGCACGAAGAAGCAAAGAUCCAAGUUCUCAGGUCGGUGCCUGUAUUGUGAAUUCAGAAAACAAGAUUGUUGGAAUUGGAUACAAUGGGAUGCCUAAUGGUUGCAGCGAUGAUGCGCUACCCUGGACAAGAACAGCAGCACACAGACUAGACACGAAGUAUCCUUAUGUGUGCCAUGCCGAGUUGAAUGCCAUCAUGAACAAAAACUCAGCUGAUGUGAAAGGCUGCAGCAUGUAUGUUGCCUUAUUUCCAUGUAAUGAAUGCGCAAAGCUCAUCAUCCAGGCAGGCAUAAAGGAAGUUAUUUUUAUGUCUGACAAGUAUCAUGACACUGUGGAAAUGACAGCUGCGCGGCGGAUGUUUGAUUUAGCAGGUAUUACAUACAGGGAAUUCAAGCCAAAGUGUAAGAAGAUCAUCAUUGACUUUGAUUCAAUUAACAGCACACCAAGUCAAAAGCUUCUGUGAAUUAAGUCUCAUUAAGUCUCUAGAAGAGUGUGAUUAUCCUUUUCUACAAAGCUGCUAAUGCCUUUCAUCUUGAAGUUACUUGCGACUUUUUAAUGGCUUCUGUAGCUAAAGUAGACUUCUAAGAAAUCCAAGGCAUAAAAUGUCCCCCCUCACUUCGUCCUGUCAUAUGGAAUCUAAAUCUACUUAAAUUUUGUAAUGCCUCUGUUGAAACUGGUUAAAAAGUCUAGAGUAGGUGAGGCAGUGUGAUGUGUGUAGAUCAAGCCUGGCUGGCUGCUGUGUCGGUUGCCAGGUGUCGCGCCUGUGGCCGCUGGCACUGCUGUGCACUCGGGCUAACGGUGGGGCUCUGUGACCGCUGCUGCCUCGGAACAUGCUCAUACCUGGUGGCCCCUCUCCUGGAUAUGUGGAUCCAAACAGCUAACAAAGGACAAAAAAUGCUAUCCGUGUAAAUACUAAUCUUCCAACUAGCACAACACUAAUAUUUGAAAGGUUAUACACCUUUAAAAACGUGUGACAUUCAGCAUGCCUAAGCCAACAAAUGAAAUGCUGGUUUUUCUUUUCAUUGCAAUCUUAACACUGCGACACAUGGAGAGGGAUGAAGGUGAGAGAGGAAGUCGUUCUGAGAGUGGUCCGUACCAGACCAAGCUUUACAGGUGCUUUGAAGUCCUUGUUUCCCUCAAGACUCCAGAACUAGAGCGGGUUGAGGCAGUAAAUCAUUUAGCCCUUUACCUUUGGGACUCUCCCGUGGAGUUGAUUUCUGUGUGUAGAAGGAAAUGAUUUUAUUGGUGUAAGCUGUUCCUAGACAAUCCAACAUAGCUCAGUCUUAAAAUCAACCUGUAAGGUAACCGAAUCAUUUUUUGUCCUUAGAGAGAAAUUGGAGAUAGUCAGCCCAUAUCUGUAUCUGUGGCAAAAGAGGUAAUGAUGGUGUUAGCUUGUUUCCCAGCGCUGGCGUACCUUCGUUUUCAUAAAUGUUGCCUAAAAUAAUAUCCUUUUUAAUUUUAUCUGGAGAUCUGGGAAUAGAUUGGAGUUCCUUUCCUCUAAUUUGAUUUUUUAAAAUUAAAUAUGCCUAAUGGCUUUGUUUAGAUAACAUUGAUGGUUGUU
Messenger RNA from Colius striatus (speckled mousebird), 1708 nucleotides. RefSeq names its product dCMP deaminase (gene DCTD). The transcript has 6 exons. Gene Ontology annotation, biological process: dTMP biosynthetic process; dUMP biosynthetic process. NCBI's taxonomy places the organism in Eukaryota, Metazoa, Chordata, Aves, Coliiformes, Coliidae. The record is from RefSeq and is a predicted model, not a curated record. Gene Ontology annotation, molecular function: dCMP deaminase activity; zinc ion binding. The coding region runs from base 35 to 610 and encodes 191 amino acids. Gene Ontology annotation, cellular component: cytoplasm.